AAUAAAAGUUGGUCACUGGUGGACGGAGUUGUUGUGGUUUUGUGUAGUGAGAUUUUCAGUGUUUUGAUAGUUGUAAAUUUUGUUUUAAACGAUACUGUGGCGGUUUCUAAUUGAAAAUUAAUAAACAUUGGUUUAUAUUUUUUGUGCCACAUUUUCAUGUGGAGGUGGCGAUCCUGAUCAAGCUCCUGUGUGAGCAAGCUCGUUCGGGUCCAAAGGACCGAUCGUCGCGGGAACAACGUGGCCAUUGGUUAUUUAAAGGCGCCAAUAACCCGCCUUGUCAUAUCGAGCAUAAUAGGACCUCAGUUUUUGUGCAAGAGCCGGUGCCACCCGGCCUCUCACUGAGACUCUCCGUUCGAUACCGCUGAUUAUUCACGACUGCCGUUGCAGCUACUACAUAUGGAGCAUUCCACUAUCCGCAACCUGUGGACGCCCGGUAGCUCGCAGCUAAACUUAUCGUGACAGCAAUGAACACCACACAAAUUGGACCUUAAUGUUCCAGUCUGAGUGGUGCUUACAGCUUUCCCGUGUCGUAUCUUUUCAUUGAGAGAGUUAAAUAAAUUAUGGAUUUGUGAAUAGUCGUCCUAAAUGUAAAUACAUAAACAUUUCGUCUGCAAGAGAAAAAAUACACAAUGACUCAAACUACAAAACAUUGUAGCAUUGCAAUUGCUAUCAUCUUAAUUUUGUUUAUCAUAUUAUCGCGGGCCCAAUUAUCAUCAGAUCCACAAACUUAUCAACCUCGUUAUAAUCCUCAGUACACAAAUGCUCAACAGAGCUCCUCACUAUCCGGAACGACACAAUAUGAUAAUCCUCUGUUGAAUUCAUUACAAGAUCAAAAUCAGAUAGGUGGUAAUUCCAACUCUCCCAAUUCGCAAGGCAGCUUUAACAAUUAUUAUGAUUCAAAUCUUAACAGACAAUUGAAUUCAAAUACUAUUUCUGGCUCGUCAAACUAUGACCCAUUCAAUCGUAAUACUGGCCACUCUUCCAGUGGAAACAAUUAUGUUGACUCAUAUAGUGAUGAGCAGAACUUUUGCCCAGAACACUGGAUAUCCUUCCGGCAAACUUGCUAUCGUUUUAUACGUUCACCAAAACGAAAUUGGAUGGAAGCGAAAAAGAUAUGCAAAGCCUACAACUCCGAAUUGAUAAACGUCGACAACAUCGAUAAACAUGCAUUUGUCUUGAAGCAAUUAAUAAUGCAGAACCAGCGCCAGAGCCGUUUUUGGACUUCUGCUCGACAAACCGGUCCGAACAGCUGGGUAAAUGACGACAAUUCACCAUUCUUAAUGAUAGACGAUGCCUUUUCUUUCGAUGAAGACCAGGCUAUUGAAAAUGAAGACUUGCAUGAUAAUCGAUUCUUGGUCCAACGCAAUUAUAACAGCGAGUUCAAUCACAAUCCUAAUCAAUAUUAUAACACAAUCGGUGGAUCGUCAAAUAUAAAUCAAAAUAACUUAAGAGGAUUUGGCGGUUCGUCCCAAUUCGGAGAUAAUGGAUUUGUGCGUGAUCGCCUUGUUUAUGCUUACUCAAAAUUGAAAGAUCGGUGGAUGUUUAUGCCCGCUUUUGAUAUUGAAUUGAAUUUAUUUAUUUGUGAAUCGAAAAUACUGCACAGUCCUGAAAACAUCAAUUUAAAAUCGGACGAAAAGCGACCAUACACUUACGGCAUAGAUGUCGGUGACAUUGAGAAAAUUCCACGUGGACCGUAUUUUGUGAAACAGCCCAACGAUACAACAUUUGAUACGAGCAAAAGUCGAUUAAUUAAUGAUGUAACGUUAAGUUGUUUGGCUAGAGGUUAUCCUACUCCAAGUUAUAGUUGGUAUCGUGAAGUAUAUGUAAAUGAUACAUUGGAAUAUAAACGAAUUGAUCCGCUUAAAGAUGACCGUUUUACGGUGUCGGGUGGUAACUUGAUAAUCUAUGAUCCGAAACAAGCGCUUGAUCAAGGUGCUUACCAUUGUGUUGCAGAAAACAAAUUUGGUCGUGUAAGAUCGGAAAGUGCUCAUUUAAAUUUUGGUUUUAUAAUGGAAUUUAAUUUGAAACGUUCAGCAGAAACUGGUGAAAUGAAUUGGGGAAAAUCAAUUUUCUGUGACCCCCCACAACAUUAUCCUGAAGUAAAAUAUUACUGGUCCAGAGAUAAAUUUCCAAACUUUGUGGAUGAAGAUCAUAGAGUAUUUGUCUCAAAUGAUGGAGCAUUAUACUUUUCAUCAAUUGAAAUAGUUGACAGAGCUAAUUAUUCAUGUACGGUUCAAACCCUAGUUUCAGAUACCGGACGUAAUGGACCAUUUUUUCCCUUGCGCGUGAAGCCGAAUAGCAACUAUCAAGCUCUUAUAUUUGCUAAUUCAUUUCCAAAGGUUUUUCCUGAAGCUCCGAUCGCUGGGGACGAAAUACGUCUAGAAUGUAUGGCUUUUGGUUACCCUAUACCUUCUUAUAACUGGACAAGACGUGGACAACCUUUGCAACGAAAUGCGUACACAACAAAUUACAAUCGUGUUCUAAUCAUUCAAAAUGCAACAACAAACGAUAAUGGAGAAUAUGCGUGCACGAUAACCAAUCCAAGGAAGUCUUUGGAAAAAUCCAUUUUUAUAAACAUUCAAAUGAAACCGCAAUUUACCAUUCCACUCAAGGACAAAGUAAAGGACUAUAACAGCGAUGUAACAUUCAUAUGCGAAUCUUUUGCAAUACCUGAUGUAAACUACACCUGGUAUAAAAAUGCGGAACUACUAGAUCCAGAAAAGGUUGACAAAGACCGUUAUAUAAUUCAGGAUAAUAUCUUGACAAUAAGAUACGUUGAUCCUGAUCGCGACGAUGGAAUGUAUCAGUGUGGAGCCGCAAACCAACUCAAAACUGCUUACUCAUCCGCUCAAUUACGAGUAUUAACAAUGAAACCGUCGUUCAAAAAAAAGCCACUGGAAUCAGAGAUAUACGCUGUGUAUAAUGGCAAUACAACUAUAGAAUGUGAUCCAGAGGCUGCGCCACGCCCUAAGAUACAAUGGAAAAAAGAUGGUCAAGUAAUUGGUGCCGGUGGACAUCGUCGUAUACUUCCUAGUGGGACAUUGAUCAUUUCUCCAACAUCAAGAGAUGAUGAAGGCAUUUAUAUUUGUGUAGCUUCCAACAAAGCUGGAUCUGACGAAUCAAGGGCACGUCUUAUUGUGCUACAGGAGUUGCGAUUUAUUCAAACGCCACCACCACGCAUUACAACACAGGUACAUGACUUGAUAUACAUUCAAUGUGAAGCUGGUUAUGAUGAACUUCUAGACGUGGCUUAUGUUUGGAAACACAACGGAGACAUCUUGCGCAAUAACCACGAUGGUACCGAACGAAUCACUAUUGAUUACAAUCGACUGACUGUGCACAAUGUAACAAUGUUAGAUGGAGGAGAAUAUGAAUGUGUCGUAAAAUCAUCCGUCAAUGAAAUAUCUGCCAAAACAAAUGUUGUUAUAGAAGGAGCUCCUGGUGCUCCUGGCGGAGUACAAGUCAUUGAUAUUGGAAAGACAAAAGCACUUAUUGAGUGGGUAGAUGGGGCUAAUAAUGGUCGGCAAAUUCGAUAUUAUAACAUUUUGGGUCGCACGAAUUGGAAUCGUACUUGGGUAAACGUUUCAACACAUGUACAAGCACGCGAAGUUGAUCGCUACACAGGGAGACAACAAGCUGAAGUUACAAAUUUGACACCAUGGUCUUCGUAUGAAUUUAGUGUAGCCGCCGUAAACGAUUUAGGAAUUGGAACACCCUCAGCGCCUUCACCAAUAUACAGCACACAUGAAGAUAAGCCUUAUAUAGCCCCACGAAACGUCGGAGGAGGUGGAGGUAAGAUUGGCGAUCUUACAAUCAAGUGGGAUCCCUUGCUGCAUGAAGAACAACACAGCCAUGGCAUACAUUACAAAGUUUUCUGGCGAUUGAAAGGAAAAUAUGAAUGGGCCUCCGAAAUAAUAAACAGACUUGAUCACAUUGGAAUGGCGGUUGUAAAUAUACCUUUGAAUAAUUAUUAUACUGAAUAUGAAGUUAAAGUACAGGCUAUUAAUAAUAUUGGCAAAGGUCCGGAAAGUGAACCUGUUACAAUAUAUUCGGCUGAGGAUAUGCCACAAGUUGCACCGCAGAAACCUGUAGCAAUUGCUUUCAAUUCGACAGCAUUUAAUGUUACAUGGCAGCCAAUUGAUAUGACCAGGGAGAAUAUAAGAGGAAAACUGAUUGGUCACAGGAUAAAAUAUUGGAAAACAACACACCAAGAAGAAGACUCCGUGUAUUACUUAUCACGUACAAUAAGAAACUGGGCUUUAAUUGUAGGAUUACAACCCGAUACCUAUUACUUUGUUAAGGUGAUGGCCUAUAAUGCUGCCGGAGAAGGCCCUGAAAGUGAGCGUUUCGAAGAACGCACUUACAGAAAGGCACCACAAAAACCUCCAUCAUCAGUACAUGUGUACGGAAUCAACCCUUCAACGGUUCGAGUUGUAUGGCGCUACGUCUCUCCAGAACAAGACGAAGAGCCUAUUGAAGGCUACAAGGUCCGCGUAUGGGAAAGCGAUCAGAACAUGAUCACUGCAAAUGACACCAUUGUACCAGUAGGCCAAAAGUUAGAAUCAUAUAUACGCAAUCUAACGCCAGGAAAAAGCUAUAACAUGAGAGUGUUAGCUUACAGUAAUGGUGGUGAUGGACGUAUGUCCAGUCCGACGCUGCGAUUUCAAAUGGGCAAAACGACACGAAACCACGCCAGCCGACGUUACAAUUUCAACAUAAAUACUUUACUUAUCGUCACUGUUUUAACAUUCUUAUCUGCCUCAUUAUAUAACUACUGCUGACAAUGUCACUAUUCUGUCACGAAAACGCACAUUCCAACUGGCAGCAUCAAGUUAAAAAAGAAACAUUCCGUCCAAAACUUAAAGUAUUUAAAAAUAAGCCUACUCCGUCUACUCGAAUAAUUCCGUAUGGAAAUUUUUUUAUAUAUGCAAUAAUUUUCAUAAAAUAGCAUACAUACAACACUCUUAAAGUGCCCUUAUUAAGUAAAUAAGUAAUUGACAUAUUUUAUAGGCAUACCAUAUACAUAUGUAUGAUAAAAAAAACAAACAGUAUCGAUUUUUAUAAAUUAUAGUUUUGUUAAGGAGUCGAAUUUUAAAGCAUUUGAAAAUUAUAAUUAGAACAUAUUUUGUGAGUUAUUAUUCUUAACAAUUUUUCUCAAGUUUUUGUCUAUUUUACAAAAUUUUAAUAAAUUUGUUUUGACCUUAAA
Molecule: messenger RNA, 5206 nt
Organism: Stomoxys calcitrans (stable fly)
Lineage: Eukaryota; Metazoa; Arthropoda; Insecta; Diptera; Muscidae
Gene: Cont
Product: contactin
Exons: 8
Coding region: 630-4781 (1383 amino acids)
Biological process (GO): axon guidance; cell-cell adhesion
Cellular component (GO): plasma membrane; axon
Molecular function (GO): protein binding
Source: RefSeq, a predicted model, not a curated record